Apiotrichum porosum is the source of this 516-nucleotide messenger RNA. RefSeq lists its product as uncharacterized. The transcript is spliced from 3 exons. NCBI's taxonomy places the organism in Eukaryota, Fungi, Basidiomycota, Tremellomycetes, Trichosporonales, Trichosporonaceae. The coding region runs from base 1 to 516 and encodes 171 amino acids. The record is from RefSeq and is a predicted model, not a curated record.
AUGUCUCCCCGUCCCAGCUUUGGCAAGGCUUGCAAGGCUUGCAAGGCUCUGCACCGAGCUGGCUCCGACCGAGCCUCCGACGCGGCCUUGCUCGGUCGCCACUUGGUGUCUGGCCCAGACGUCAGGCGCAUCCUUUCCCUCAUAUCUGCUGCGAUUGUUAUUCUUGUCGUACUGACUCUUGCAAGCUCCCUCUACUCCUCCCCGUAUGCCGUCGCGUCCGUCCUCGCCUUGCGAGAAGCGCACCUUUGGCGUGCCAACUAUCGUCCUCAGGAUUGCCCAACUGACCCCCUCACAGCCGAGGCCCACUGUGACCGUCCGUGCUCGCCGCCGCCCAAGCAGAUUGUGCUCCUCAACCCAUCAGCAUCAUAUGGUGCCCGCCGGUUCGGCCUGGGCGGAACUGCAACCCUCCGCUCGCUCGUCAUUGUCAUCCUCCUCGCCCUUGCCGCGUGGCACCUGUACGCCACUCUGGACAUUGCUGGCGCCAUCCAUGUGUCCCCGCAAGUGAUGCAGCCCUAG